AAAGUGCCCCAGUUUAUUACGGAGAGAGGGAAGAUUCAAUGGCUGCUGUAUAUUGCAGAGCAUGCAAACAAAGUGCAGUAUUGAGAAACACAGAAGAAAGCCAAUAAAAUAAUCAAGCUUCUUACUGGGAAAUGCACAGAUUGUUGACUGGCCUGUAGUAUAUAGUAAUGACGGUUUCUGUAAGUUGUCUGGAUAUCACCGAGCUGACAUCAUGCAGAAGAGUAGCACUUGCAGCUUUAUGUACGGAGAGCUUACAGAUAAGAAGACCGUGGAGAAAGUCAGGCAGACGUUUGACAACUACGAAUCGAAUUGCUUUGAAGUCCUACUGUACAAGAAAAGCAGAACCCCGGUCUGGUUUUACAUGCAGAUUGCGCCAAUAAGAAACGAACACGACAAGGUUGUUUUAUUUCUUUGUACUUUCAAAGAUAUAACUUUAUUCAAACAACCGAUUGAAGAUGACUCGACAAGAGCUAACCUUGGACCAGCUCCGCUAAAAAACACACAAAGAUGGACAAAGUUUGCCCGGUUAACUCGCGCUUUGACAAACAGCCGAAGUGUCUUGCAGCAGCUGACUCCUAUGAACAAAGCAGAGGUGGUCCACAAACAUUCCAGAUUAGCGGAAGUUCUGCAGUUGGGAUCAGACAUCCUCCCUCAGUACAAACAAGAAGCACCAAAAACGCCGCCGCAUAUCAUAUUACACUACUGUGCGUUCAAGACCACCUGGGACUGGGUGAUUCUGAUUCUGACGUUCUACACAGCAAUCAUGGUUCCGUACAAUGUCUCCUUCAAGACGAAGCAGAACAACAUUGCCUGGCUGGUGUUGGACAGUGUGGUGGAUGUGAUUUUCCUCGUAGACAUAGUUUUAAACUUUCAUACGACUUUUGUUGGGCCAGGAGGAGAGGUCAUUUCAGAUCCCAAACUUAUAAGAAUGAACUACUUGAAGACGUGGUUUGUCAUAGACCUGCUGUCUUGUCUACCAUACGAUAUCAUUAAUGCCUUCGAAAAUGUGGAUGAGGGUAUCAGCAGCCUCUUCAGCUCUCUGAAGGUGGUGCGGCUCCUGAGAUUGGGUCGAGUAGCCAGGAAGUUGGACCAUUACUUGGAGUACGGUGCUGCAGUGCUGGUUCUCCUGGUCUGUGUGUUUGGACUUGUCGCCCAUUGGUUAGCCUGCAUCUGGUACAGCAUUGGAGACUAUGAGGUUAUUGAUGAAUUAACCAACACAAUCAAGAAGGACAGUUGGCUUUAUCAGUUAGGAUUAAGCAUUGGCACUCCGUACCGAUAUAAUGCCAGUGGCUCAGGGCAGUGGGAAGGUGGACCCAGUAAAGACUCUCUGUACAUAUCAUCCCUCUACUUUACCAUGACAAGCCUUACAACUAUUGGAUUUGGAAACAUCGCUCCAACGACCGAUGGAGAAAAGAUUUUUUCAGUUGCAAUGAUGAUGGUUGGCUCUCUCCUUUAUGCAACAAUUUUUGGAAACGUAACCACCAUUUUCCAGCAAAUGUAUGCCAACACCAACCGCUAUCACGAGGUGCUGAACAAUGUUCGCGACUUCCUCAAACUUUAUCAGGUCCCUAAAGGCCUUAGCGAGAGAGUCAUGGAUUACAUUGUAUCGACGUGGUCCAUGUCCAAGGGGAUUGAUACAGAAAAGGUACGGGUGCAUGAGGUUCUUGCAAUAUGUCCCAAGGACAUGAGAGCAGACAUCUGUGUGCACCUGAAUAGGAAAGUUUUUAAUGAGCAUCCUGCUUUCCGUCUAGCCAGUGAUGGCUGUCUGCGCGCUCUGGCGGUGGAGUUCCAAACUAUUCAUUGCGCUCCAGGUGACCUCAUCUACCAUGCCGGCGAGAGUGUGGAUGCUCUCUGCUUCGUAGUUUCAGGAUCACUGGAAGUCAUCCAGGAUGAGGAGGUGGUGGCUAUACUAGGAAAAGGGGAUGUGUUUGGUGAUGUGUUCUGGAAAGAGACCACUCUAGCUCAUGCUUGUGCCAAUGUCCGAGCGCUGACAUACUGCGAUUUACACAUCAUUAAACGAGAAGCUUUGCUAAAAGUCCUGGACUUCUACACAGCCUUUGCAAAUUCAUUCUCCAGGAACCUUACAUUAACCUGUAACCUGAGGAAACGGAUCGUGUUCCGAAAAAUCAGUGAUGUAAAGAAAGAAGAAGAGGAGCGACAGAGACAGAAGAAUGAAGUGACCCUUACUAUCCCAGUAGACCACCCUGUACGGAAGCUCUUUCAAAAAUUCAAACAGCAGAAAGAGUUGCGAAAUCAAGGCUCGGCACACAGUGACCUGGAACGGAACCAGCUCCAAGUGGAGAAGCGUUCAUUGCACAAUGGGGCAGUCAUUACUGGCACUAGCGUUGUAACCGUGUCCCAGAUAACGCCUAUUCAGACAUCUCUUUCUUAUGUUAGAACGAGCGAGUCUUUGAAACAGAACAACAGAGAUGCGAUAGAACUAAAGCCAAACGGCAGUGGUGACCCAAAAUGUCUUAAAGUUACCAGUCCCAUGCGGGUCAAGAAUGCUAAUGCAAAGGGUUGGCUGAAGCUGAAGAACAACAUCCAAGUCCACGAGGAGAAGAAGGAGGACUGGAACAAUGUUACAAAGGCAGAGUCCAUGGGCCUGCUUACAGAUGACCCCAAAUGUUUAGAUCCAGAAAGUGGAGUUUCUAAAAACCCCUUGAGGAAAACAGACUCUUGUGACAGUGGUAUUACAAAAAGUGACCUUCGUCUAGACAAAGCAGGAGAGACACGCAGUCCACUUGAACAUAGUCCAGUUCAAGCAGAUGCAAAGCACCCUUUCUACCCUAUUCCUGAACAAGCCUUACAGACCACGCUGCAAGAGGUGAAACAUGAACUCAAGGACGACAUCCAAUCACUAAGCUGUCGCAUGGCGGCUCUUGAGCAGCAGGUGUCAGAAAUCCUAAAACUACUGUCUGAAAAUAAAGCCCCACCAACUCCCCCUAAAACUCCUUCCAGCCCCCUCCAAAUACCAUGUCAGGAUAUUUUUAGUGUUUCAAGGCCAGUGACACCGGAGUCUGAAAAGGAUGAGAUUCAUGUAUAGCAUAUACUGUACAUGUGUGUGAGUGGGUGUAUGAAUGCAUAUAUAUGUAUAUAUGCAGUCAUAUUUAAUCUUAAUGUCUUCUGUGCACUGUUCCCUCUAAGCUGAGCCAUUGGGAAGAAGAGUCUAAAACUUGUUAGGAAAUGUCAUGGUGCAGGGUUGUACUGAACAGCAUAUUUUCAAACCAAAUUUUGGGGUCAAUCUCUCAUUAGACUAGAGAGACCUACACACCGGGCGAUUUGAAUGAUGGACGAUAUGAACAAUGAACAAUUUUUCAGUAACAAUUUUUAGCAUACACACUGAAUGAUUUGUAUGAACGAUUUGACAUUGCAAACAUCAAUAUCGUCCAAAUUGGCUUCCAUGAAUAAAAGGUGAUAGACCAUAGAUGAACGACUGUGGGGACGCGCAUCGUUCAUCGUUGAUGACUACACACUGAACGAUAUUAACGGUAUAUUGUUCGUUUUUCAACUAUAUCGCCUAUAUCGCUAUAAAUUAUCUAUAGGUGUGUAGGGCCCUUCAAAUUUUAACUCUGAUUUCCCAAGCUCCCUGCUUGGAGGGAACAUGGCUGCAGUGUCACUUGAAUAUAAUAUUUUAUCAAUUUUUGAUGUGUAAUUAUUGCAUGUCCAGCUGGAUUCUGGCCUGCCAAAGAAAUGAUCCUUAAUAUAGAUAUUGCUUGUAAAAUAUGCAGUUGACUGCAUGCGUUCUUUACAUUAAUUUAUAAUCUUCAGUACACAAAUUAUUUGUAUAUUAAGAGGCAUACUGUUAUAUUUAAAUAUCAGGGUCCAACCUGCCAAUAUUGCGAGGAGAAAAAAAAAGCUUCCAUCUUUAAUGUGUUUAAAUAAUUCAUAGAGCAAAAUAAUGUUUCGUAAUCCAACACAUAACAACAACAACCAAAAAAUAUCAAUGGAGUAUAUGGAAAAUUCAGGUUAAAGAUGACUCAGAGAAUAGGAAUAAGUGUUUUAGCACUUCUACUGUUUAAAGUGAGGUUAUUUCCAUAGUGCACACUUGUUUGCUGUAAAUUCAUAGACAUGGCUCUCUUGGACAGCCUACAUAUGAUGCGUUCAUGAGGAGGUUAUCUGCAGUCUAAAACUAUGCAUAAACGGAUAUUGCUCUCUAUACCACCUGCAGGCUAGUAUAAGUACUAUAUCUGACCACUAAAAGUCAAAGAAUAAUAUUAAAAAAUUUUUAUAAUCAAAACAUAGUUUAAUAUAUAUAUAUAAUCAUAUAUCUUCAUAUAUGCUGUAGCAGUCACUUACUAUUGAGGUCUAUGAAAUGAGUCAAUAAAUAUACAAUUUAAAUAAAUAUAAUAAAAGCUAUGCAUUUUUUGAAAAUUAAGUUAAUAGCGAAAUUCACUACACUUUAAUUAUAUGCUACACCUGAAAACAAUAUAUAUAUAUAUAUUUUUAUAGAUCUCCUCCAGGUAUGUUACCUGUUGAUUUCAUAUGUGUAUAGCUGCAUGGAAAUGCAACUGGAUCGCUCUCAGAAUUAAGAACUGUUUCAGAUAAACUGAGUUACAGUUACGUACGGACCGACAUAUCCACAGAAUGUAAAGUUCCUCCUGUUAUGGCGUGUUCUAAAUACAUUUUGUCCAGUAGCAGGGCCAUCUUAAUGUAAAAGGAAAACUGGGCAGCUGCCUGGGGCUCCGUCAAGCAGGGUCAGGCUGGGCCAGGGAGCAUUUGGACCAACUGUGCGCUACAAUAAAUUUUACUUACUUUUUGAUCUGUCCUUAAUCUGUAGGCCAGUAUUUCCCAACCCUGGUCCUCAGGGCACAUUAACAGUCUAGGUUUUCAGGAUGACCAUGCUUGAGCACAGAUGGUUAAAUCAAAAUAUCUGAUGCACUAAUUAAGUCACCUGUGCUCAAGUAUGGCCAUCUUUAAAACCCAGACCGUUAGCGCACCUUGAGAACAGAGGCUGUGAAACACUGCUCUAAGCCUUAUAAAGACUUCUUAUAGAGGAGUAUAAAAAAAAGUGCAUUUAUUUAUGGACAAAUUCUAUUCAAAUGAGAUGAUGAGGAUUGUAGUUGCCAUGAGUCUGCAGAGACGGUAUCUCAUGUGACGCAUCACAUAAGCAGCCUAGAACGCCACGAUGGAUGAAUAUGAAAUAUUGGCAACGCCAUACACGUCAUGUACUACAGAGCUUUAUGUAACAGUGACAUAUUGAUAUUAUCAGUGACAAGGUGUCUGUUUUUAUAAAUUGAAUAAUGUGUUUAUAACAAGGAAGAAGAAACUCUGCCACAACAAUUUAUAAGCACUAUAUAUAUAUAUAUAUAUAUAUAUAUAUAUAUAGAUAUAUAUAGAUAGAUAGAUAAAACUUGUAAAUUAGUAUUUAAAAAUGCAGACCAUUUCCUAAUAUCUAACCUGAAGUAUAAUUUUGUAACCAAUAUUAAGUGUACAGUUUAUCAAGUUCUUCCAAGUAUGCAAGUGGCGAAUCCUAUUUACAUGUGAAUGGUGGUUGUAAAGAAUAUAAAAAGUUAAUGCUUCUAUUUUUCUUAAUUUAUAAAAAGUGUAGUAAGCUGAAUAACCUCGCUAACAAUAUUCUGAUAGAAACCCCCCACCCAUCUAAGGAGCUUUUCAAAUAACGCUUGAAAAGCAAAGAAAAUCUCAGCAUCCAUGAUAUUCGUGGAUCUGUUGAAACCCCACCCACUAGCUGCACCCACAUUUCAUGGCCACUUCUUGCUCAACUAUGCCCCUUUCUCUGUCCAAAAAGCAGUACAACCAAAAUUAGACCUAGCUAUGGGUACGGGAAGUGGUUACGUGGCCGGCGCACAGGAUCCCGGCGGUGAGCAUAACGACGCCGGGAUCCCGAACACUCACAAUGCUGCCAGCCACACUACCGGCUAACAGGGGCUAUUCCCACUCGUGGGUGUCCACAACACCCAUAGAGUGGGAAAAGAACCUGUGGCGAGCGCAGCGAGUGUCUUCAUUCCGCUCACCAUUCUGGCGGCCGGGAUCCUGGCAUUGGUAUGCUGACCACUUAACCCCAACCCAUGGGUACAACCUAUACCAGUUUAAGAUAACUGUAAUAGGCAUCCAGCAAAAAUCCCUAUACAGAUGGGUCCACGUUUAUCUUGACCUUUAUUAGGAUUAACUGAGACUGGCCAAUCGGACUUAAUCCCGUGCUGUAAUGACUUCAUCCCCUGCUGUAUUGUUCUCUGUAUAGAUGAAUGGUUUAUGCUAAUAAGUCAUGUUGUGCCUAGGCGCAGAAAACUAGUCAAGAUAACUGUGAACCCAUCUGUACCUAGCAAUAAUACCCUCUUUGAUCAUUGACCCUGAACUGGGAGUGUGAAUUGCUAUUCGUGUUGGCAUUUUGAGACUCUCCUCUCUAUGUAAUGCCAGCCAGUUCAUAUUGCUGGUGCGAGUAAAGACACAUACUCCCUGACACUAGCCAUGAUGUAAUGAUGGGCCGGCGGAGUGCUUGCAUAAUGAUUUGAUAACCUAGUAUUGCUGAAAGUUUAUGACAAUCGGGUAUUUGAUAUUUAUGAUACCAGUGGGUACUUGUAAAUUGCAAUGUAAAAAACAAAAACAAAAAAACUGAGUGUGUUCUAUUAAAGUACUUACUCAUAAGAUUAUGUGAACUACUAUAUUGAAUGCAGGAAAAUAAUAGUUUGCUUUUAAUCAUUGUAUCCCCUGUACAUUAUAUUAAGUGGCUCUUUGUUAUAUUCCAAGGCCACAUCUACAGCAGUGACAUUAUGCACUUCUGAUUGGUUAAAAUGUCACAAGACAUCACUCAAUGCAGCUCAUUAAACUCAGAAGCAUGAUCACCACCAUGUACUGAUUAGUGAACAUAGAUGAUCAGGUGUCCUCUUUAUCCAUAUGUAUUGGUAAUCCUGAACUAUCCCAAAUAGUGUGUUUAUAUUUAUCAACAUUUGUUUACCUAAGCACUUUCCUCCAUGUUGGCGUCCGCUAUAGUGAAUUCACCAAGCACAGCACAUUUCAAAAUUGAAAGCUAAACCAAAUUUCUAGUGUUCCAAACCAAACUGAUCAGGUGCAUUAACCAAUGAUCAGCUCCAAAGCAUCAUACGUAAUAAGCUCCAGCUCUAACCAAGCGGCCUCUAUAGGUGUCUCCAGCACUGAGAGCCAAAGUCAUUGGGGGUAAUUCAGAGUUGAUCGCAGCAGCAAAUUUCUUAGCAGUUGGGCAAAACCAUGGGGGAACCAAAAAAAAAAAAAAAAAAGAAAUACGACCUAUUUUGCGCUAGUCUACACAAUGGAUGGUAUUCUAAAUAUAAACAACAAUAAAUGGUAUUAUAAGUCCAUAGAUAGUCCAAUGAAUUUGUUUGUUCACAGUCCAAUGUUCAUAUACAAAGAUGCUUUUAUCAUCAAAUGUUUUUCUGGAUCGACAGCAGAAUUCCAAAGGUACGCACCGUACUCACAUAAGGGGUGUGUGUGUCUAUUGCUCAUUAAAGGUAUCAUUUCCAUGGGAUUCUCAUACGGACUGGAAGUCAUCGGGUAGAUCUUCCUAUGUUUUCUCUCUCUCGUGGAAUGUGAAAGACAUGAGAAGAAAAAAAGGACCAAUAGUGUAGUACUUUCCCAAUAAUGAUGGUAAAUUGUGCGAAAGGGUAGAGUGUGAUCUUUAUCCUCUACUCAGUAAUUCUUAACGUACCAAACUUACGUGGGUACGUAUAUCAAUUCUCUUAUAAAGGUAUCUUUAGGGAAUAGAGCCAAAAUAUUAUCAGAUGGUAGGGCGUACCCCAACUCACGUUUGGACGAAGGACAAUAUGCCCGUAAUGGUUUCUUUCAGACCCCUUCUUUCAGUGCCAACUUCCGUGGUCCAUAUUAAGGUUUCUCUUAUAUUGAUACCAGAUGGUGGAAGAAACGUAAAGGAGGACUGAUCAGGAGUAGUUAGAACAAAGAAAUGUAUUCAAUAAAACUCAAUAGAUUAAAAAAACCUUAUAAAUGGAGGGAAAACCACUCAAUUGAGGAAAAAGAUAUAUUAAGUACACAGGACCUGGAGUGUGGUGAAGUCUGGCCUGCCAUGCUCCUAGGGCUGAGAUCCUCAAUGGUGGAAAUCCCCCCCGCCCCCGAAUAAAACCAACGCGUUUCAACUUGUUGUCUUUGUCAAGGUAUGUCUGGUGUUCUACAGUCACUGAUAUGUAAACUCUCCAGUUUAAGUCCACCCUUGUGUGGGGGGUAAUUAAUUGGGCCGUGGUGAAAAAUGGCUUAAAACUAAGCUCAGGAGACUGUUUUGAGACAUCCCCUAAAUCACUAUAAGCCGGACAUUAAAUACUGUAAUUAGGAAUCUUUCAUAUGUGGCUAAAAACAUUAAAAGAAGCUCUAAUUGUCGUUUGCUUUACAACACCCUUGGAACGCAAAUGACAUCCGGUGGACAUCCGGUUACACCGUCUUCCGGUGCCUGAAGUCAUAGACUCUGAGGAUGAUGCACCUCUGUGUGUCCCGCGCAUCAUCCCCAUUCAGCGCUGACACGCACAACAGCGCUUGUGUUCCAGGAGGCGGAAGUGGCGGUAUAAUGCAAUCCCGAAGGGAGGAUGAGAGGAGGGACUAUAAUAUUGACAGGCCUGUUAACACUUACAUUAGGGUGCCAGAACAUGAUCAUAAAAUCCAAACCCCAAAGAGGGGGGGGGGGAGAAUAACUCAAUAUACAUAAAAUCACAUAAUAUGAAAUUAUUUAAAGCAUAAAUAAACAUAAGAUGGUAUUAUACAAUGGGUAACCUUUUCAAGAGGGUGGAUGUUAUCAUAAGUUAAAUACUCAAAAUUCCGGAAUUCCUCAUAAUAGGGGAUACUGGGGUCUAAGAGAUCUUCAUAUCGGGGAUACUGGGAUAUAAGCAAACACAAGGGAAACUGAGAAGUAUUUUAUGUCAGAAGUUUUUUUAUGUCAAAAGACAGGCUCACCCUAUAUUAAAUGAGGGCAUACACAUAUGUACUAUAUAGUGAAACAUUUAAGUUAUACGGGAUAGAAAAAUAUCCUGUAUUUGUUAAAUGUCCCUAAAGUGUCGGAAUAUGAUUUUAAUAUUAAAAAGGGAAUGUUUACUACAGCCAUUCCAUCUAGGCUGUAACUCAUGGUUGUAUAAAAAUGAAGACAUAACUGAACACAGGAGAUAAACCAAUCUUCUUAUAAAAACCAUUUUGGUUUCAAAAUCAAGGUUCAGUCCUUUUGGGUCUAGUGUUCCAAGGUUAAAGAUGGUUUGCAUCUCCUUACGGGCCAACCUCUCUUCUGAAUCAUUUUUCCUUCAAUUAUUGUGGAUUAGAUGAAUGCCGCAAAAAGACACCAAACCAGACAAGUUACACUCAUGUUCUUUUUGAAAAUGGGCUGAUACUCCAUGUGUCAUGAGCCCGUUUUAUAUUUCUCACUUGUUUGUUCAUUCUUUCUUUUCAUUUUCGUGUGGUCCUGCCCACAUAUUGUUUAUUACACGCACAUUGUAACAGAUAGACCACAUUCUUGCUGUCACAAGUUAUGAAGUCCCUAAUUGGGAACUCCUUUUGAUUAUAGGUGGAUGUGUACUUGGUUAUGGCGGAGUUUGAUCCUUUGCAAUUUCUACACAUUUGGCACGAGCCACAUCUGUAGAAUCCUUUUGAUUUAAUGGCGUUCUUUCAACACCCAUUUGUAACACGCUGUUUACUACCUGUCUCCGUAUAUAUUGUCCGCUUUUCGGUAUACAAAUCUUGGUCUUUCUGUGAUAUAUUCCUUCAGGAUGGGGUCUUUUCAUAACACAUACCAAUUUUUUUUACAGUUUGUUCCAGAUCUUUAUAUUGGCUAUUGUAUUUGGUAAUGAAUGUUAUUCCUGAUUUUUCUUUAAACUGUCUUUCAUCUUUAUUCUUUGAAGAGUCUACCAAUCUUACGGGUGCCAGCAUAUCUUGCCUGUUUCUCAUUACCAUAUUUUUCAUAUGAUGUUUCCACCUUAUUCUCAUGAUAGCCCUUAUUAAGGAACUGUUCUUUAAGUGUCAAUCCUUGUGUUCGGUAAUCAUCUAUCCUUGAGCAGUUUUUUCUAAUUCUGUGCAAUUGACUCCUGGGUACCGAUGCCAACCAAUUGGGGUGGUGAUUGCUGGUGAAGGGAAUGAAGGAAUUACAAUCUAUAGACUUCACGUAUGUUUUGGUCCCUAUCUUAUCGGAUUCUAUAAAGAUGGUUAAAUCCCAAAAAUGUACUUUUUCUUGGCUACUGUCAUUCUUGUUAAGGUAUUCGCAGAACGUCUCCAGUGAAGUAGGAUCUCCCCUCCAGAUGAAUAAAACAUUGUCGAUGUAUCUGACCCAUAGCAACAGGUUUGCCCCCAGCUCAUG
This is a messenger RNA of Pseudophryne corroboree (corroboree frog), 10273 nucleotides long. It is a transcript of the gene KCNH5, whose product is annotated as potassium voltage-gated channel subfamily H member 5. Lineage: Eukaryota; Metazoa; Chordata; Amphibia; Anura; Myobatrachidae. The transcript has 12 exons. The record is from RefSeq and is a predicted model, not a curated record. Gene Ontology annotation, molecular function: voltage-gated potassium channel activity. Bases 212 to 3046 code for a protein of 944 amino acids. Gene Ontology annotation, cellular component: plasma membrane. Gene Ontology annotation, biological process: potassium ion transmembrane transport; regulation of membrane potential.